This is a messenger RNA of Enterobius vermicularis (human pinworm), 2286 nucleotides long. The record is from the annotation of a GenBank genome assembly. NCBI's taxonomy places the organism in Eukaryota, Metazoa, Nematoda, Chromadorea, Rhabditida, Oxyuridae.
AUGGGGGACAAAAGUUUGAAAAGGAAAAGGAGGCGCAAUUACUCUUCAGGCAGCGGUUCAUCGGAAAGUGACAGUGACGUUGAGGCGGCGGCCAGUAAGGCAGAUUUAUCAGAAUACAUUGUGCGUGUGGAUGAUGAGGGUAACGUUACCCGUGUAAAAAGAGGAGAAAAGCUAACUUUUGAUGGCGCACUUUCAACUACCCGGAAGGAGGAAGAUGAGGUGCAGAAGUCGUAUAAGGUUCUUGGCGAAGAGACCUUUGUUGAUCUGAAAAAACUUUCAGUCACUUCUAAAUGGGUUGCAGCAGGGGCUACGUUUCCUGCUGACCUGACCGACGAGAAUUUAGUUGAAUUGGACGAAGUUUCUGGUCUGCAUCCUUUACUGCGUGAAGCAGUGAGAAAAAAUGUUUCUCGUUGGGACUUGGCAAUUUCUGCUCCGACAGGGAGCGGGAAGACGUUAUGUUACGUUAUUCCAAUAGUAAACGCUCUCACUUGUUGGGUCCCUUCCUGUGGCGUCUAUGCUUUAAUUGUCGCUCCUGUCCAGAGUUUGGUUGUACAAAUUGAACGUGAAUUUGAAAGAUUCAACUGUUUUGGUAUUCCAACAGCCACCUUAAGCGGAAGCAGUGAUCCUGCAGUGGAAAGGCGCCAGCUUGGAAAUGCAGUAGUUGUUUUCAGUACUCCUGGUCGUCUUAUUGACCAUCUUCUUGACCCUGACUCGAAGUUUGAUCUCACUUCACUAAGAUAUUUAGUAAUUGAUGAAGCUGAUCGGAUGCAACAAAAUGCUCGUUUGGAAUGGCUUGAUACUGUUGAGAAGGCUGCAAAAACCGGAAAGGUAUGGAACUCUCUUGAUAGUGUUUACAAAGCAAGAUAUCUACAAAAAAUUCUGGUUUCUGCAACACUUUCUCGUGACGUUGAAAAGCUGCAUGUGUGGUGUUUACGCUAUCCCAAGCUUUUCCGUGCAACAAAAUUUUCUGCGUGUGAAGUAGAGAAAGGAACCGAGAGUGAAAUAAAUGCUGACAUUGGUGCAGUGAUAGUACCCAGCUCAUUGAAACAUAAAUUAAUUGUGACUGUUUCGACUAUGAAACCCUUGGCGGUCUAUUCAGAAAUUUCGAAUAAUCCGGAUUGGCAAAAAAUCCUUAUAUUUGUGAACAGCAGGUUAGCUAGUCAGCGUCUGACGAAGGUUUUACAAUUACUUGGAGCAGGCAGUUUUCAAGUUGAAGAGUUGUCUGCCAAUUUAUUCGGUCGUAGAAGAUUGAAAGUGUUACGAAGGUUUGCGAAAGGAAAUACGAGAGUUUUGAUUUCAAGUGAUGUCCUCUCUCGUGGUAUCGAUGUUCAGAAUAUUGAUGUUGUAUUUAACUAUGAUAAACCGCAAAAUGAGAGGCUUUUUGUUCAUCGUGUUGGUAGGACUGCACGUUGCGGUAAGGAAGGUGCCGCAGUAUCAGUUGUUUUACCGGAUGAGAAACUUGCUUUUGACAAGAUGUAUCAGUCGUUGAGUGGUGCAAAAGAUUCCGAAAGUAUGGUUUUUAACAAACCAAAGGAGGGUCCUUUGCUAGACAAGUACAGAGCGGCUUUGGAAACAUUGAAGAAAUCAGUUGAAGUGAAGGAAAAGAAGUAUGCCGAAUGUUUGGCUGCCCGAGCCUUUUUGAGGAUGGCUGAUCUGAAAUAUCAUCUUGAGGAGCGUGCAAAUGCUGAGUUUAUGUCGCCGAACGGCAAGUUGCCUUUCCUUAGGCUUAAAGGGACUGGGAAUAAUGAAGCGAUAUUUUCGGAAUUUCUUUGUAUAGUUGAUAUGGCAUCAAAGAAGGGUGUCCGCCUUACAGCUGGAUUUGUCGAUGCAGAGCUGGCAGAUAUGAAAGCUCAUAUUGCUAUGAUUGAGGAGAUGCUAAAGACGGCAGAGAUCUACAUCGUUUGGGCAGACGAAAAGACAUAUUCACGAACUACUUGUGAAAGAUACGGUUCUGUUUUUAGUUGGCCAUUGAAUUAUAUUCUUCCCAUAUUGAAAAGGAGGGAAAUGUUGGCUUACUUGAAAGCUCUGGGUUGGGACAAGAAACCAGAAGAGUUUGUUAUUGAUUCUGCUGACCGAUGUUUUAAAAGCCUGUCAGCAAAACUUGGGCAAAACAAAUAUUUCAUGGGUGAGUUUCCGACCCAGUUGGAUGCAUUGGCGUUUGGACAUCUGUACACAAUUUUAACUACAGAAAUCCCGAACAUGGGACUAGUAAAUAGUCUCCGAAAAUUUUCAAACUUGAUCGAGUUUUGUAGGAGAGUAGAACAUGAGUACUUUUCUUGCCAGUGA